Phialemonium atrogriseum is the source of this 1249-nucleotide messenger RNA. RefSeq lists its product as uncharacterized. The transcript has 3 exons. The record is from RefSeq and is a predicted model, not a curated record. Lineage: Eukaryota; Fungi; Ascomycota; Sordariomycetes; Cephalothecales; Cephalothecaceae. Bases 107 to 760 code for a protein of 217 amino acids.
AGGUCCAAGUUUUGUUGAAACUCUUAGCAAACCCUGUUAGCUACCUGUAUUUCGGUGCACGACACUGUUUCCAUCAAACCUUUAUUCGUCCCAUAGUAGACCCAGAAUGAGACUCGUGUCUUUUUUUGUCUUCGCCCUGAGCGCCGUGGUCUCUUCACAGUUAGUCGUCGUACCCCUCCAUCGAGGUGGGAGAGGCUUCGCCGGCCCUCAGAUGCCACCAGGCCUCAAGCUCGACCCAAAUCAACGCCCAAUCGUAGAGUCUUCGGGACACGGCCCGGACUCUCCCUCCGCGGGAGGUUCCAGUUCAGUCAUGCUCUCGGACGUGAUGGGCCGGGAUCGGAGCAUCAACAUAUUCGCCGGCAUGACACGCGACAUCGGGUCCGUGUCCCAGCGCCUCGAAGAUUCGUCCAAGAACUCGGUUGUUCUGGCUCCCCUGAACUCGGCCAUCGACAACCUUCCUAGGAAACCCUGGGAGGACCCGGAAGAGUACAGUGCGCUGGGCGCGAAUGCCUAUGAGGGAGAGGAGGGUUACGAGCGGGCGCAGAGGAACCUGCAACGGUUCGUCGAGGCGCACAUAAUCCCCCUUCACCCGUGGCCGGAGGGCAAGAAAGUCAAGCCUAUUGGCAAUGAUAGGGAAGUCUGGUGGGAGGAGAGGGAUGGCACUAAAGUGAUCCAGCCAGACAAUAUCGAGGUUGUCGAUGUUGCGGGUUCUGUUGCGAAUGGUCAACUGUGGAUUCUGAAGGGUGUACGAAACUACUGAUAUUCGUCUGUCCGAGACGAAAUGGUUCGUGAUGAAGCAAAGCGGUGGUUAGCUGUACGUCUGUAUUUUGCCUCAGGUUCAUUGACACCAUUGGCACACCGUUAUGGCUUGCUUUCCGAGGGACAUGGAUAACACUGAAUGGCGUUGGGUUUGGAUCAUGACGGGAAUUAGUUAUCGAGGCUGGACCAGACUCUAAUGAUUAUGAAUGACGGGGAAUGGAAAUAUACCUACCUACUUGAUAAUUGUCUGCUACGUAUACAGCUUCCACCGCCACCACAAGACUAGGUAGGUACCUACCUACUCACCAGGCAGGCCAGUUGCCUUGGAUAAUUACCAGCAAAGUGGUGGGCUUGGAAUUUCCAUUCAUGGAGGAUUAGAGUAUCUAAAGGGCAAUACCGCAGCAUAUACACCAAGACUGUCUGAUAAUUUAUUGACCUUUGCUCUCGCUUCUGCCGCAGGGACAGCUGCAUUGUGCUUAGAAGUCUAAAG